Molecule: messenger RNA, 4192 nt
Organism: Anolis sagrei ordinatus
Lineage: Eukaryota; Metazoa; Chordata; Lepidosauria; Squamata; Anolidae
Source: RefSeq, a predicted model, not a curated record
CUUGAUUGGCUGCUGACGCCGUCAGGUGACGAAAGAGGCAGCUGAAAAAAACAGGCGGGAAGAAUGGCCCGAACCUGAGGGAGAUUUUGCAUCCUGAGGCGAAAGCACUGGAUUCUGAGAAGCGAAUGUGAUGAUGGCGUCGUCAGCCUCAGAAUACACCAUUGGUGGGGUGAAGAUCCUCUUCCCUUGCAAGGCGUAUCCUUCUCAGCUGGCGAUGAUGAACGCCAUUGUAAAAGGGCUGAACUCCAAGCAACAUUGCCUCUUGGAGAGUCCGACGGGAAGCGGGAAAAGCUUGGCCUUGCUCUGCUCAGCUUUGUCAUGGCAACAGGCACAAUAUGACAAACCCUUGGAUAACUUGUCGGACUCAAAGGAAUCCAAGAAGCCAGAGCCCUUAAUGCCAUGCCGCUGUGGUUGCCACGCUAGCCGCACAACUCAGAGCCAGGAUGGGACGAAGCAGGACCGAGGGGCCUCGGUUGCCUUCACCAAUUGUGCCCCCGUCGUGCCCACCAGCAGUGGAAGCGCAUCCAGAAACGAAGACUCUGUUUUAUCCCCUGCUGCUGGAAAGCACACAACGAAAACCACCCUUGCUUCCAAACUUUUUGCAAAAAAGCAGGCAUCUUUGCAGGAAGGGGAAGACGAUGAUUUUAAAGUUGAUAGGAAACGGAUUCGUUCCCUGGAAACUGAAGAGCAGGCUAGAAAACGACACCGGCUGGCUAAAGGGGUCCAGUUUGUUGAUGCCUUAGAAAUUUAUCAGCAGCAGAAAAAUGGGGAAUUGAUUGUGUCUUCUGGAAAAACUACACCUUCCUCUCUCAAAACACUUUCUGACCCUUGCAAUCAGUGUUCCUGUUCUUCUGCAGAGGAAAAAGGCAGAGACACUGCCGAUGCAAAGAAGAAAGAAAAUGGAGAGAGGCCGUUUAUCCCCAAAAUAUAUUUUGGAACCCGGACCCAUAAACAGAUCGCACAGAUCACACGAGAGAUGCGGAGGACGGCAUAUGCUGGUGUCCAGAUGACCAUUCUUUCUAGUAGGGACCAUACCUGUGUCCAUCCAACAGUGUCGACUUGUGGCAGCAAGAACGAAAAAUGUGUGGAGUUAUUGGAAGCCAAAAAUGGUACAUCUUGUUCUUUCUACCAUGGAGCCCAUAAGCUGAGUGAGCACCACCUCUUUCAGUUUGCCCAAAGGAAAUACCAAACCUGGGACAUAGAAGAUCUAGUGCGCCUGGGAAAGAAGCUCCGAGCGUGUCCUUAUUUUGCUGCUCGGGAACUUAUGGGGCCAGCGGACAUUGUCUUUUGUCCUUACAAUUACCUUUUAGACCCGCAAAUAAGAGAAAGUAUGGAAAUUAAUUUGAAGGACCAGGUGGUCAUUUUGGAUGAAGCUCACAACAUUGAGGACUGUGCCCGCGAAUCAGCCAGCUUCAGUGUGACAGAAGCUCAGCUCCAAAUGGCUAGAGAAGAGCUGGACGCCAUGGUCAACAACAACAUCAGGAAACAGGACCAUGAGCCAUUGCGUGCCGUGUGCUACAGUCUGACAAACUGGUUAAAGGAAACUUGUGGUCAGUUGAUAGAACGAGAUUAUGAGACAUCUAGUAAAGUCUGGAGUGGAAGGCAAAUGGUGACGCUCUUCCACACUAUGGGAAUAACAAAUGCUUCAUUCCCUUUCUUGCAGCGACAUUUAGCUGCUGUUCUGGAAAAAGAAGAAAAAGUACCCCUUUUCCAUGGAGGAGAAGAAGUAAUUUCUAUUCCGGUUAUCAGCCCUCCGACUCAGAUCGUCCUUAAAGGCCUAUUCAUGGUGUUGCAGUAUCUUUUCCGAGAGAACUACAGGUUUGCGGAUGACUACAGAGUUGCUUUGCAGCAAACCUACGCCUGGACAAAUGUGACUCCGGCGGAUGCUCCAGAUGCAAAAGGGUUUUUUGCCCGACUGAAAAGGAAGUCGCGACACAAAGUGCCAGUGCAUAAUCUCAACUUCUGGUGCUUGAAUCCAGCUGUGGCCUUCUCUGACUUGAGUGGAAAUGUGAGAUCCAUUGUUUUAACCUCCGGGACCCUUUCUCCAAUGGAUUCCUUUUCUUCUGAGCUUGGUGUGAAGUUUUCCAUUCAGCUUGAAGCAAACCAUGUCAUUCAGAACUCACAGGUAUGGGUCGGUACCGUCGGAGCUGGUCCCAAAGGCAGGUCUUUAUGCGCCACUUUCCAGCACACAGAAACCUUUGAAUUCCAGGACGAAGUGGGAGAGCUUCUGCUUUCGGUUUGCCAGACCAUCAGCCAUGGCGUUUUAUGCUUUUUGCCAUCAUACAAGAUGUUGGAUAAACUAAAAGAUCGCUGGCUGCACACUGACUUAUGGGAGAAGCUUGAGCUGAUCAAGACGGUGAUAGUGGAACCCAAAGGAGGAGACAAGGCUGACUUUGAUGAGCUGCUCCAAAUCUACUAUGAUGCCAUCAAGUGUAAGGAAGGGAAAGGUGGUGCACUGCUUAUUGCUGUCUGUCGAGGCAAAGUCAGUGAAGGCCUGGAUUUCUCAGAUGACAAUGCCCGGGCAGUUAUAACAAUAGGAAUUCCCUUCCCAAAUGUGAAGGACCUUCAGGUCGAGCUGAAGAGGAAAUACAAUGACCAGCAUUCAAAAGCAAGAGGACUUUUGCCAGGGAGCCAGUGGUAUGAAAUCCAGGCCUAUCGGGCUCUUAACCAAGCCCUUGGCAGAAUCGAGGAACAAGCCCUUGCUCAGACUGUGCCUUCCUUGCUUUCAAGUCAUACUCCAUGCAGGAUAAAACAUUCUUUUACAUGUGGCUUUAUUGUCACAUUUAAUAGGCCUGUAAAGUCUGGAUUAUCAAAAUGGAUUCGCCAGCAAAUCCAGCACCACGAGAACUUUGAUUGCGCCCUUGGUUCCUUGGAUACAUUCGCGAAAACGAAUCAGAAGGGAACAGGCCCUUCUCUAGAGAGCAAUGGGAGUGAUUCACUCAUGCCUUCUGCUCCAAAGGAUCGGUCCGCAAAUGCUUUCCUGGAGGCCACUCUUCAUCUCUCGUCAGGUGUUCCUGUUAAAGGCAGAACACGCAAUGCAGAACUGGAUCCAGAAACACUUUUUGCAGCCGACGUUGACACAGUUCAUCCAACAACAUGCGACAAACAUCCUCACUCAUCUCGCCAGAUGGUAAAGCAAGAACAUCGAAGAGACGCCAAACCCAGGAAUCCCACCAGAGAAAAAUCAAAUAGUCAGCUCACCUCUGGCAGUAUUCAACAGUAUUUCAGUGCAGCAUCAACAUCCACGCCUCUGCCUGCAGCGAGUAAGAAGUGUAGGGCCAAAACAAAAUGGCAUCCCAAGGGGCUGAUGGAUGAGACAAACCAACCUAUUGCAGUUGGUCCCCAGCAAGAUGUGGUCUUGGUUGAGGUCACUGGGCCAACUGGAUUGGAGCCGCAGAAGGAAACCGUUAGCUGUCCUUCUGGAAAAGAUAUCAGCUGCAUCGUGAUUGAGGAAUGUCCCACACAACAGCAGUCUCACACUCACAAAGACAUGGAGAAUGUGACAAGAGAAAACAUGGAGCCUUCGACAUCAGAUGUAGCUACAGAAACAGAUGCCGGUGAUGACAGUCUCUAUUUCACACCCGAACUUUACGAUGGUGGUGUUGAGGAAGAGGAAAAGGAAUGGCUUGCGACCCCGUGCAGUGACGCUGGGACCUUCUUUGAAACGGCAAACUCCAUUCUCGUUGAAAACACUGUUCCUGACCCAGUCGAGGAAGUGGCCAGCGUUAAAACGGGCGCGGGGUGGCAAGGCGCCAUGAUAAGUGGCGAGAAUAACGAAGAUGCAGUCAGAGCAGCCGGAGAGAGUCCUAGGAUAGGUCACAUUGAGCAGGAAGGAAAGGAAAGGAAAAGCAGACUUUCUCGAUCGCAGAAGAAAGGGCUGAAAGUGCAGAGAACCUAUAAACGAAGAAUCAGGCAGCGCAUCUAGGAAGGGAGGUGAACGCACCAGACAAAGGUAAAGCUAGAUUUAAGUGUAUGACAACAGCGGAAGCUUGCGCUUUCUCUCUGUUAACAAUGUAGCAUGAUGUUAUGAUGCAGCUUAAUUAAAAAAUACUUUGGGAGUAAUUUGAAAGUACAAGCCAUGAUUUGUAUUGUCAAAGGCUUUCAUGGCCAGAAUCACUGGGUUGUUGUAGGUUUUUCCGGGUUUUUUCUAGAACAUGGCCAUAUAGCCCGAAAAAACCAUACAACAACCCAA